AUGGGAAUACGGUCUUCAAAUUGUGACAGAUACAGAUCGCUGAUUGUGGCACUACAGGAACAAAAUAAGCAAGUGUUCCUAGUUUCAGGUGGCUUUCACUGUCUUAUAGCUCCAGUAGCGGCAGAACUAAACAUUCCACCAGAAAACAUAUGUGCAAAUAAACUAAAAUUCUAUUUUACAGGGGAGUACGCUGGUUUUGACGAAAAGGAACCAACAUCGCAGAGUGGUGGCAAAGCUGAAGUCAUUCGACUACUCAAAGAAAAAAGGGGCUUCAAAACCAUCGUUCACAUUGGUGAUGGCGCCACAGACCUCGAAGCUUGUCCACCAGCAAAUGCUUUUAUUGGUUACGGCGGUAAUAUAAUUCGAGAAAGUGUAAAAGCACGAGCGCCUUGGUUUAUAACAGAUUUCAAGGAUCUAGAGGAAGCUUUAUAACUAUGGAAAUUGAGGUCAAACUUAAAUGAACUAAUGAAAUAUUGUAUAAGGACAACAUGCAUGCAUGAGAUAUUUUAUAAUAAUAUCCAUCAAUAUUUUUUUAGAAAAUAAUUAGAUCCAUCACGUUUUUUGUAAGACAACAGUGUAAAGUGUAAAUAUGACUGACAGUAUUUUUGAGAUAUUCUCACUCAUAGAAAAUGCAUAGCAUCUACUUGUGACUAUACUUACGUAGAAUGUUGAAACUUUUAAAAUUUUUAUGACUGGUAUAAAAAAAAUCGUGAAUGAAAUUUUUGUGAACAAAAAUGAAAUAAA
Molecule: messenger RNA, 744 nt
Organism: Copidosoma floridanum
Lineage: Eukaryota; Metazoa; Arthropoda; Insecta; Hymenoptera; Encyrtidae
Gene: aay
Product: phosphoserine phosphatase
Biological process (GO): L-serine biosynthetic process; dephosphorylation
Cellular component (GO): cytoplasm
Molecular function (GO): L-phosphoserine phosphatase activity; magnesium ion binding
Source: RefSeq, a predicted model, not a curated record